AAAAUUCCAGUAAAUUCCCUAUAACUCUGGACAGAAGGCCUAAGGGCCGUUAUCCUUUUGGGGUUUUUCAUACCUCACUGGGGUCUACCUUAUGCACAGAGUCCGAACUCAAAGGCGGUUGGACAGUUGGGGACCUUCCUUCGUCAGUUUUUCCGGUGUUCCUAAGGGGCUACCGGCAUUGUACUAAAAAUUACAGUAAGAAUACAGUAUCUCGACAGUAAUAAGUUAUUAGCCCAAACUCGUUUCAAGGCAUUCAUAGCUCAUUAGAAUCUACAUUAUGCAGAGAGUUCCGACUAAAAAGCAAUUUGACACUUACAAAAAGUUACCUCGAAAGACACAUUCUGAACGUGAGAGUGCAAUUGAGACACAUACACACAAGACUAAGUUGACAAGUCGAAUAUAACUGCUUCAGGCAGUACAUAGUAUAGAUUCUAGACUUUCUGACUCAAUACAUUUAGUAAUGACAGUAUAUGCAAACUAUGAUAGUGUUUAAUAGGGAAAGCAGAACUUUCAGAGGCUGGUAACACUAAUAUAUAUAUAUGUUACUGUGCCUUGAUUGAGAGAAAAUACAUGAGGAUAUGCUAUGAUUAGAUUCUGUGAUAUAUAAAACAUAAUUAGAAUGAUUUAUAGCUUUAGUUGAAUGAAUGAAUUUGACUAUGUAAAUUUUAAAAUUCUGACCUUAAGGGAAAGUAUUAUUCUUUUUACAGUAUACUUUGUACUCUUAUUUGAGUAGCCUUUGGUUUUUUUUUCUAUUCUGUACAAAUGCUAAACAAAAAAUACACAUAUAGUUUAUAUAAAAUUAUUUUUUAGAUUCCAGAAUUAUUUCGAAAAAAACACAAUUUAUGUCUUGCUGUUUUUGUUGUUUCGGAAAAAUUACAAAAUGGUAUGCGAAUAUGGUCUGCACAUCGUGAUAAAGGAUUUUUACCAAAAAAUUUUACACGUGAUACGCGAUCAGUUAAUCCCAUUGAAUUCGAUAUAAAUGAAAGUAAUUUAACAUUUGAAGGCGAUUUUAAAUUAGAUCUACGAAUGACAACUCUAUGGAAUAAAUUAAAAGAAUCUCAACAAUUGUAUCAACUCGAUGAACAAUCAACGAUAAAAUUACAUCCAGCACAACAUGAACCAUUAUCACCACGUUUAUUGUGUAUUCUUAAGGAUAAUAAUGGUUUUUACAAAGAUACAAUUUGUUUAUCAAAUUUUAUUCGAUCAAGUGAGUAA
Rotaria sp. Silwood2 is the source of this 1215-nucleotide messenger RNA. The record is from the annotation of a GenBank genome assembly. NCBI's taxonomy places the organism in Eukaryota, Metazoa, Rotifera, Eurotatoria, Philodinida, Philodinidae.